AUUACUUUUAUUUACUACUUAUAUUUAUAUCUGAAUAUUUAUCUCUAAUAUGUCAAAAUUUUUUUAAACCUAAAAAUUUAUUCAAAUGUAGAUAUUUUCAACUUGGUUUAAUAUUAGUUUUUUGCAAAUUUGAUAUUUAAAAAAAUUUAUUAAUAAUUAUAUGUCAACGUUACCAACAGCUAUUCAACAGACGUAAUAAUGUCAACGGCUUUUGGUAUCAAAUCAAACUGCAUUAAGGAUCCAAAUAAUGAGUAUCGAACUCAGGGAAACAAAAUUAUUGAUAUAAACUCUAUAAAGCUUGCCAUGGCAAUCUUUGCGCCACAAAUCAUGGACUUCUUUUCUAUUCCUUUCUUUCCACAAUCUGUCACCGACUUUUAUAUGAAAAUGUUUCGAGAGACUGUGGAAUACAGGCAAACUAAUCAUAUCGUCAGACCUGACUUUAUGAACUUGCUCAUACAACUCAUGGAGAGGGGCUACGUUGAUCCUGAAGAUGACAAAAAUACGUCCAACGUUUCAUGUUAAUAUACACAGAUAACGUUUAUUAUUAUAUUUAUAAUAUAUCAUGUUACACUGACAGAAAUUGUUUAGUGAGAUCAACCAAAUAAAUUUUGUUGUUACUAAAUUCCAAAAACAUUGCAUACAUUUAACAAAACUUUUUAUAAUUAGUUGUACAAAAAUAAUGUUUGGGUUGAAACAACUACAUAUUUAGUAGUUAUAACUGUAAAAUUGAUUUGAUCACUAUAUAUGUAUCUAAACUUUGAUUGAGUUCAUCAAACAUUUUUCUCAGUGUAAAAGAAUACGUACUUAAUAUUAUAUAGCAGAGUUAAAUUAAAUAAUAACAACUAUUUUUUUUAAACUUCUUUUUACAUAAAAACGUUAACAAAACAGUUAUUUUAUUUAUCCGCAGCAUC
Solenopsis invicta (red fire ant) is the source of this 911-nucleotide messenger RNA. RefSeq names its product cytochrome P450 6k1-like. Lineage: Eukaryota; Metazoa; Arthropoda; Insecta; Hymenoptera; Formicidae. Gene Ontology annotation, molecular function: monooxygenase activity; iron ion binding; heme binding. The record is from RefSeq and is a predicted model, not a curated record. The coding region runs from base 199 to 522 and encodes 107 amino acids. The transcript has a single exon.